Messenger RNA from Anisakis simplex (herring worm), 756 nucleotides. NCBI's taxonomy places the organism in Eukaryota, Metazoa, Nematoda, Chromadorea, Rhabditida, Anisakidae. The record is from the annotation of a GenBank genome assembly.
GAAAUGAAAACACUCAAGGAUAUGUUCAGAGAAGAAACUGAAAAGCUUAGAAAGGCUGAGAAGCGUAACGAAGAGUUGCAGUGUACAGUAGAUGAGCUACGCUCCUCAUUGGACGAUACUAACGAGCAGCUGAAUGUUAUCAAAGAGAAGAGGAACGCCGAAAAUGUGUUCUCGUUGGAGAUCGCUGAUUAUGAGAAAUCGCUCGAGAAGGUACAAAAAGAGUUGAAAAUGACCAAAGAUGACUGCGCAUCACUAAACGCCGAACUGGAAUUGGCACGAUCGGAAGCGAACACGAUUCGAGACGAGAAGCAAGCGAUUAGCCAGAAAUUCACUAAAAUGAAAUCGGCUGUUGUGAAGCUGAAAGCUGAAUUAGAUGAGAAGAAAGAUAUUAUUAAUGGCUUGGAAACGGACAAGCGAUCGAUGGAAGAAACUAUCAAAAAGUUGACCGACAACCGAACUGAUGAGAAAAUGGAAUUCAGCGCUGCGAUUGCGGCAGCCGAUGAGAAAACUCGACAACUGGAAGCCACUUGCGUAUCACUGAAUAAACAGCUCGUCUCGUUGAGAUCACAGCGAGAAUCUUUACAAAGACAAUACGAUGAUCUUGUUCAAGAGCAUACCACAUUCAAGACUCGAGCUCUGUACGUUUUGGAGCAAAAGAAGGGUAGUGACGAUGGAGAGCCAAGCAAUAAAGAUGAAAUUGAGCAACUUGAACAGACCAUUCAACAACAAACCAAGACUAUCGAAAAUCUUACGUGA